Malurus melanocephalus (red-backed fairy wren) is the source of this 3235-nucleotide messenger RNA. It is a transcript of the gene ALG10, whose product is annotated as ALG10 alpha-1,2-glucosyltransferase. Lineage: Eukaryota; Metazoa; Chordata; Aves; Passeriformes; Maluridae. Gene Ontology annotation, cellular component: endoplasmic reticulum. Gene Ontology annotation, molecular function: dolichyl pyrophosphate Glc2Man9GlcNAc2 alpha-1,2-glucosyltransferase activity. The transcript is spliced from 3 exons. Bases 46 to 1464 code for a protein of 472 amino acids. The record is from RefSeq and is a predicted model, not a curated record. Gene Ontology annotation, biological process: dolichol-linked oligosaccharide biosynthetic process; protein N-linked glycosylation.
CCCUCCCCGGAAGGGCGGCCCCGUCCGRGCCGGCGCGGAGCCGGCAUGGAGCGGGCAGAGGCCUACGGCUUCUCCGGAGCCAUGAGCGGCGCCUUCCUGCUGUCAUGCCUGCUCUUCGCAGCCGUCAGCCGCCGGCAGCGCGGGCCCUACAUGGACGAGGUGUUCCACGUCCCGCAGGCGCAGGCCUAUUGCCAGGGCCGCUUCCUGCAGUGGGACCCCAUGAUCACCACCCUGCCCGGCCUGUACCUGCUCUCGGUGGGAGUGGUGAAGCCCGCGGCGUGGCUGCUCGGAUGGACGGGAAGCGUGGUGUGCUCUGUGGGAAUGCUCAGGUUUAUCAACCUCCUCUUCAGCGCUGGGAACUUCUAUUUACUGUAUUUGCUUCUGUUCAAGAUACAUCAGAAGAAUAAGGCUGUGUCUGGUUUCCAGAGAAUCUUGUCUGCAUURACUCUUGCAGUGUUUCCCACCCUUUAUUUUUUCACAUUCCUUUAUUAUACGGAUCCAGGAUCAGUAUUUUUUACUCUCUUUUCCUAUUUAAUGUGCCUUUAUGGUAACCAUAAAACUUCUGCUCUCCUUGGAUUUUGUGGCUUCAUGUUUCGUCAGACGAAUAUUGUGUGGACGGUUUUUUGUGCUGGAAAUGUUGUUGCAGAGAAGCURAAUGAAGCUUGGAAGAUUGAGCUGCAGAAAAAGAAAGAUGAAAAGAUUUCUUCCAGGAAAGGAUCAUUUUCAGAUUUGACCAGAAUGCUGCUGUUUCUUGUUAAAUAUCUCAUAUCACCUAAAAACUUGGUUACACUUACUGCUUUAACUUGGCCAUACAUCAUAUUAGUAUCUCUUUUCUUUGUUUUUGUCUUUGUCAAUGGUGGAAUAGUUGUUGGUGAUAGAAGUAGUCAUGAAGCCUGUUUGCACUUUCCUCAACUCUUCUAUUUUUUGUCCUUUACUGUAUUUUUUUCAUUUCCUCAUUUAUUGACCCCUACUAAAAUCAGGAAAUUCCUUCUGUCAUUGCGAAAGCACCCUGUGCAGUACAGYUUAAUCACUGUCAUCUCUUUAUUCCUGAUCUGGAAAUUUACCUAUGUUCAUAAGUAUUUAUUAGCAGAUAACCGACAUUACACAUUUUAUGUUUGGAGAAAAGUGUUCCAAAGACAUGAGCUUGUGAAAUACCUAUUAGUUCCAUUCUAUAUAUUUGCUGGCUGGAGUUUUGCUGAUACGCUAAAAUCAAAAUCAAUAUUCUGGAUCCUAAUGUAUUUUGUAUGUUUAUUAGCAGUCACAGUUCCUCAAAAAUUGCUAGAAUUUCGUUACUUUAUUUUGCCAUUCUUAAUAUAUAGGCUCAAUAUUCCAUUUCUGUCUCUAUAUAGGCAACUUCUGGAGCUGGCUUUUUAUAUUUUAGUAAAUGCUGUAACUUUUUAUCUUUUUCUAAACAGAACAUUCARAUGGGAAAAUAGUGAUGAAGUACAGAGGUUUAUGUGGUAACUUUUUUUUAUACUUUUAUACCUCUAGGAAAACCUGGUUCCAUUUCGGGACUGGACUCUGAAAUGAAACAAUAUGUUUUGCAUAAUGUAAGGAUUGUUUUCCCUAGUUGGAAUUGGGAACUAAGCUCUUCACCAAUAUUAUUGCAACCAAAUGCAAGAUCUGUAAUAAUGUGARGAUAUUCCAUAUAUUAAAUUUAUGAGAAUUGUAAAAUUCAGUAUGAGGGGAAAUGUGGGAACACCUUUUUGUAAUUAUUGUAAAAUAAGAGAGAUGUUUACCAUUGUUUUUCAUUACAAUAAAAUAUUGUAUAAUGUGCCCUUGAAUUUAUAAGUAUGUUUCAGAGGUUUCUUGUUCAAAAAAAAGGAUUUCAGUGUUCAAUCUUUUUGUUUAUUUAUCCAUGUGCAUAUUUAUUCCUCAGAUCAGGCCAUUUCCUUCUAUGUUUAUCACUGGCCAAGGUAUAAAACACUACUAAAGUACAGUGUUUUAAAAUCCUCCUACAUCUAACUGAAUUUUCAUUACUUUUUUUGUCAGUAAAUACUUACAUUACUUUUGUGAACAGAAUGUAGGCUCUUAAAACACUGGAGCAUUUUGAACAUUUUAUUUCAAACUGUUAUUUAGAAAACACAGUGGAGGYUAUGUGCGUGUGCAUUCUUUGGGGCAAUAAAUGUUACUGUACAACAAAAGAUAAAUUGCAUUUGAUAAUGUGACCUGUUAGAAGGGGAGUAAUUUACAGAUGUCAGACUGCAACAUGCAGUGGAUUUCAGCCCUCUUAAAUAAUCAAGCUUUUAUGUCCCGUUGUUCUGUGCUCACAGGUGUGUGUUGAAAUGAGUUCUGAGUGCACUCCUGAGUUGCACUGAGUGUUUCAAAAAUCUUUGAUGUGUAAUCUUCAAGAAAUCCUAAUGGCAUUUUUAAAUUAUUAUUUUAAAUAUUUUUAUGUUUAUUAAAAUUUAAUGUAACUUGAGUGUAUAUAUUUUGUUUUACAAAGGUAAAAUGCAGUGUAUAUAUACAUAUAUAUAUAUAUAUAUAUGUAUAAAUAUUUUAAAGCAUCUAGUGUGCAUUAUAAUCAGAGUAAAGAAGUUUGUAAUGGUUCCUGUCAGUAAAUGACUUAAUAAAGUCUCAAAAAUAUUUGAUUGCUGAAGUAUGUGGCAGGGGAGGGUGCUGUCCAAAACUUCAGGUGCUGUGUAGCCUCUUUAAAUUCAUAAUUGUUCUGUAAUGAAAAUGCUGCAGCCAAAUCUCUGUGAACAUGUCAUACUAUUGCCGCUCUAGUGACUCUGAAAUGGAAUUGUGUCUCAAGAGGUCAGUACUGGGGAGUUACAGUUGCUGUUUUCUAUUACAAUAUAAUAUUCAGGAUAUUGGCUCCCAUUCCUUCCCUGUACUAACACCRUGAUGGGUGUGGUGAGCUCAGAUCCRAUCAAGGUCUUUGCARCYGUUGCUCCUAAGGAAACCCUCAAGACACUCUUCAAUGAGUAGGUGCAUUUGUAUUGAAUUUAAGAUAUUUGCCAGGUUGCUCUUUGCUUCUUGGCCUUUUGCCAGCGUGUCAAUCUGUGCCAUAGGGAGAGCCAUUUUCAAUCAUUCCCUAUUUGUUUCUUCAAGUUGCAGGGACAAGAGAGAGCCUGAAAUGGAUUGUUUUUAAGAAUCCAGCGUGGCCCUGGCAGAGUCCAGGAUGUUGUGUUGUGAUUUUAGUAUCACARAUUUGGGAAGGGAAAUGUUGCGUGCCUUCUGCUUCCAAUUUUGUUUUUGUAUGCCCUGCUAAUAAAAUCAUAAGAUAAAGAGA